AUGCUCAUCCCGCUCCGUUACCGUCGUCGCAUUACUCUGGUUUCUGUGGUGCUCGGACUGUUCCUUAUAUACCACUUCAUUUCGAUCAGACCGAACCUCCCGCGACCGUUGUCAACCGUCCGCAGCAACUUACAGCAGCAACAACAACCAAAACAGAAGCCGGAUACUCAUUCCGACUGCCCCCUUCUUCCCGGCAUCGAAGAUGUCCUGGUGGUAAUGAAGACCGGCGUGACCGAAGCUCUAGACAAAGUCCCCGUGCACUUCGAGACCACCCUGCGCUGCAUCCCCAACUACGUGAUCUUCUCCGACUUCGAGGAAGAAAUCGCCGGCGUGCGCAUACACGAUGCCUUACGCAACAUGGACCCCGAAGUGAAACGCACUGUUCCCGACUUCGACCUCUACAACCGGCUGCAGAAGCUCGGCAGAAAGGGUCUGGGAACGCAGGAUUUCGCCGACGAGGCCAACUCGGCCAUUGGGAAACCCAACAACCCGGGCUGGAAACUGGACAAGUGGAAAUUCCUCCCCAUGGUCCGGGAGACACUACGCUACAAGAAUGACGCAAAGUGGUACGUCUUCAUGGAGGCCGACACCUACUUCGCCUGGCCCACGCUUCUGGAAUGGCUGUCGAACUACGACCCCCAGAAGCCGCUCUACAUCGGCACCGAGACCCAGAUCGCGGACGUCAUCUUCGCGCACGGCGGGUCCGGCUUCAUUAUCUCCCACCCUGCCCUGCAGCUCGCGGUGGACGAGUACGCCGCCCGCAGCGUCGAGCUCGACAUGUUCACCGACGAGCACUGGGCCGGCGACUGCGUCCUCGGCAAGGUCCUGCUGGACGCCGGCGUCCCACUAACGUAUUCGUGGCCUAUCCUGCAAAACUCGAACAUCGGCGAGCUCGAUCCCUUCACAGCGGGCUUCUACCGCCAGCCAUGGUGCUUCCCCGCCGUCGCGUUCCAUCACCUCUCCCCACAGGACAUCCGAAACCUGUGGGAAUUCGAGCAGCGACGAUGGAAGUCGCACAAACGCCUCCUUCUACACUCAGACGUCUUCAAAGAGCUCAUUUACCCCGAACUCUCCAACGUCCGCGACGGUUGGGAUAAUCUUUCCGGCGAGGAACACGCCUCCGUCAACACAUUCCAGGAAUGCCAGUCUACAUGUCUCAAUGAUUCCACCUGUGUCCAAUUCGCACUUCGCGCGGGCUCCUGUUUCACCGGCAAGACGCCUAGGCUUGGUGUGGGGAACACCGCCGUGCGAUCGGGCUGGGUUAUGAAGCGGAUCGAGAGAAUGAUGGAGUCGGCGCCUUCAUGUCCGAAGCCGGAUUUCGGUCUAUGA
Messenger RNA from Aspergillus lentulus, 1329 nucleotides. Its product is annotated as glycosyltransferase family 31 protein. The record is from RefSeq and is a predicted model, not a curated record. NCBI's taxonomy places the organism in Eukaryota, Fungi, Ascomycota, Eurotiomycetes, Eurotiales, Aspergillaceae. Gene Ontology annotation, cellular component: membrane. Gene Ontology annotation, molecular function: glycosyltransferase activity.